AUGGCAGACGCAGUAGUCCAACUUCGGUGUGGUGUCAAGAACGAUGACUGGGGGAAGAAAGGAAAAGAGUCGAUGGUAGCUCAGCUAUGGUCGAAAACCCCCAAAAAUGGACCAAUUGACGACUCCAAGCACUAUUCAGAAAUGUGGAUGGGCACGUAUCCUUCAAACCCAUCCCACUUACUUUCCACGGGCGAACACCUUGGGGACUAUCUGAAGAAGCACCCUGAGCUAGUGGGCAAGUCCGUCCACGACCGAUGGGGUGCCGAGAUUCCAUUUCUGCCAAAGAUUCUAUCUUUCAGCAAAGCGCUACCCUUACAAAUCCAUCCAGACCAGAAACUCGCUACACAAUUGCACAAAGAAGAUCCUAAGAAGUAUGGCGAUCCAAUGCACAAGCCGGAGAUUGCAAUCGCACUCUCAAAAUUCGAGCUCUUCGCCGGCUGGAAACCCCUGAAAGACAUUCAAUCGCUGUUCGAGUUGAACCACCUGGCAAAGUACAUGCCCAAAUCCGGACAAUUCAACGACGAGGACCUACGCCAAGUAUGCAAGGCUUUACUCAGCGCACCAGCCAAAGAAAUCGCACAGACAAUGAAAGAUCUACAAGCCAUCCCGGAAUCCCAGUUCGGCGCACACACCUACAUCCCCAGCCUCCUUGGUCGUCUGGCAAAGCAAUACGGCGAAGGCGACAACGGAAAUCUGGUCGCCGCCCUGCUGAUGAACUACAUGACCCUAGGACCGGGAGAUUCCGUCUUCGUCCCGCAAGACAGCAUCCACGCCUACCUCGAGGGUGAUAUUGUGGAGUGCAUGGCGCGGUCGGAUAACGUCAUCAACACGGGUUUCUGCCCGGCCGCAGAACGCGACAGCGUCGAGUUGUUCGGGCAGGCUCUCAGCUUUGUACCGCAUAGUUCAGAGGAUUCGCUGUUGCCGCGUAAAAAGAGCGACAAGGGCUUGAAUGGUAAGACGGAUGUCUAUGCACCGCCCAUCAGCGAAUUCUCGGUGCUGUGUACUACUCUCGGCGCUGGGGAAAGCGAGACGCACAAGGCUAUUCUGGGGCCGAGUCUAAUGAUUGUUACGAAGGGUUGUGGUCAGAUGAAAUUCCCCGAGAAUAAAACCGCUGAGUUGAAGGAGGGAUAUGUUUUCUUUGUGGGGCAGGGUGUUGCGCUGGACUUUGUGACCGACAAGGGCAUGGCUGUUUUCCGGGCGUAUGCGGAGUAA
This is a messenger RNA of Penicillium roqueforti, 1212 nucleotides long. RefSeq lists its product as uncharacterized. NCBI's taxonomy places the organism in Eukaryota, Fungi, Ascomycota, Eurotiomycetes, Eurotiales, Aspergillaceae. Gene Ontology annotation, biological process: carbohydrate metabolic process; GDP-mannose biosynthetic process. Gene Ontology annotation, cellular component: cytosol. Gene Ontology annotation, molecular function: mannose-6-phosphate isomerase activity; zinc ion binding. The transcript has 4 exons. Bases 1 to 1212 code for a protein of 403 amino acids. The record is from RefSeq and is a predicted model, not a curated record.